Molecule: messenger RNA, 579 nt
Organism: Peromyscus eremicus (cactus mouse)
Lineage: Eukaryota; Metazoa; Chordata; Mammalia; Rodentia; Cricetidae
Product: odorant-binding protein 2a-like
Exons: 6
Coding region: 1-579 (192 amino acids)
Molecular function (GO): small molecule binding
Source: RefSeq, a predicted model, not a curated record
AUGAAGAACCUCCUGAUUUUCUUGCUUCUGGGGCUGGUGGCUGUCCUGAAGGCCCAGGAAGCCCCACCAGAUAACCAGGAGGAUUACUCUGGGAUCUGGUACACAAAGGCCAUUGUACACAAUGGAAGCCUACCCAGUCACAUGAUACCUUCAAAGGUUUUCCCUGUGGUGGUAACAGCCCUGGAAGGAGAAGACAUGGAAGUCAAGGUUACAUUCUGGAAGAAAGGGCAGUGUCAUGAGUUUAAAAUUGUGAUGAAGAAAACCGACGAGCCUGGCAGAUACACCACCUUUCACGGCAAGAGGUUCGUAUAUGUCGAAGAGCUGUCAGUGAAGGACCACUACAUCUUCUACUGUGAAAGCCAUCAACGUGGGAAGUUGUUUGGCAUGGGAAAGCUCAUGGGGAGAGACUCUAAGGAAAACCCAGAGGCCGUGGAAGAAUUUAAGGAAUUCGUACAGCGCAAGGGACUCAGAGAGGAAAACAUCUUCAUACCAGAGAUGAGUGGUCCCCUCACCUCUCACAGGGUUGCCAGGGCCCUGCUUCAGGUCUUGGCCGUGGGAGGGGCUGAGCUGCAGGUGUGA